GUUUGUGAUAGGGAGUGGUUGAUUAAUAAAAAAUCAAUUUUAACAUGUUUUUAGCGUUAAUUAUGCCCGGAAAGCUUUUAAACCAGCAAAUUUUGCAAGAAAGGUUGAGAAAUUUCAAUCCAGAACCGUUAGUUGAGUAUGAAAGUGAUGAAAUUAAGGAAAAUAUCGAAACAUCAAUUGUUAAUGAAGAUAAAAACAAUAUUGACCUGGCAAAGGCAAACUAUUUGAACAUGUUGAAUAAUAAUGAUAUUAAACAGGCAUCUGAGAAUAUUAUUCGUAAAUAUGGGGUUGGUACUUGUGGACCAAGGGCGUUUUACGGUACGACUGAUGUCCAUUUAGAACUAGAAGAGCAUAUAGCGAAAUUCUUGGGACUUGAGGAAGCUAUAGUAUAUUCCUACGGUUUUGUAGCUAUAGCUAGUUCCAUAGCAGCAUACUGUAAAAAAUCCGACGUUGUUUUCAUAGCUAACGAUAGCAACGCUGCCAUAUUGCAGGGUUUGGUGUCAGCGCGAAGCAGGGUUAUCAGGUUUAACCAUCAGGAUCCUGAGAGUUUAAAAAUUGAGGCGCGGAAAGUUAUGGAAGGGGAGAAGGGAGGGAAAAAGUGUAGAAAAUUUUUGGUUUUGGAGGGAGUUUCGUGGAAAAGUGGCAAGGUUUGCGAUUUGCCGUUGUUUUUGGAUAUCGCGGAAGAGUUUAAGAUGAGGGUUUUUCUCGAAGAGAGUUAUUCUAUUGGUAUUUUCGGAAAAAAUGGUAAGGGGCUUUUGGAGCAUUUUAAUAUCGAAAAAAAUCGCGUAGAUAUGAUUAUGGGCACCCUAGAGAACGCAAUAGGCUCUAUAGGUGGCUUCUGCGCAGGAACACAAAACACCAUAGAACACCAAAGACUAUCAGGGUCUGGUUACAUUUUUUCCGCAUCUUUACCAACGUUUUUAGUACAAGCCGUUAUAAAAUCUAUCGACCUCAUCGAACAAAAGCCCGAAAAACUCCGCGUCUUCUCGAAAAAAUUCCACAAUUUCCUACUGGAAACUAAUUUUGACGUGUCAAGCGACUCAGAUGUGCCCUACAAAAUCUUUACGCUCAAAAACAAGUACAACCUUAAGGAAUUCCACGACUUUUGCAAAACUAAGGGACUUUAUUUCAUACUUAAAGACGAUUAUUUCGUUUUGAAUUUGAAUCUUGCUUUAAGCAACGAUGACAAACGUUUAAAUUUGGCUUAUAAAAUAUUGGAGGAUGCCGCAAAGUUGUUUAAUUAAAAAAGUAUUAAAAUAAUUACUAUUGUA
This is a messenger RNA of Brassicogethes aeneus, 1271 nucleotides long. NCBI's taxonomy places the organism in Eukaryota, Metazoa, Arthropoda, Insecta, Coleoptera, Nitidulidae. The record is from the annotation of a GenBank genome assembly.